Molecule: messenger RNA, 6394 nt
Organism: Astyanax mexicanus (Mexican tetra)
Lineage: Eukaryota; Metazoa; Chordata; Actinopteri; Characiformes; Acestrorhamphidae
Gene: ylpm1
Product: YLP motif containing 1
Exons: 22
Coding region: 456-5978 (1840 amino acids)
Biological process (GO): regulation of telomere maintenance
Cellular component (GO): nucleus
Source: RefSeq, a predicted model, not a curated record
AUGUUGUUAUAGGUUUAAGUGUUUAAGUUUAGAUGCCCUACAUAGGCAGUAGUGGUGAAUUGGAGCAGGCCGGUCUUGUGCGGCUUGGCUCCGCCUCACGCAUGCGUACGUAUCGACGUAGGAUGAAAACGUAAUGACGCAACGCCAUUUUUUUUGUUAGCGUUCCGGUUAGCAGGGUGCUAACAGCCGCGCGGAGGCCGCGAGCGCAAAAAAAAAUAAACCUCUUUAUUUAUAAACCCUUAAACAGCGGGAACAGAACCGAGCCGAGAGCGCGAAGCUGAACCAGCGCGCUGCGGAACUGCAGAGGCCGGAGCGCGAGGAGCCGCGUAGGCGCGAGGGCCGGUGUGUGUGUGUGUCUGCGCGCGUGCGAGGCUGAGACAGAGAGUGAUACGGAGAGUGAGGCAGUGUGCAGGGGGUGUAUGUAGGGCGCAGCGACUGUGUGCCGGUGUGUGAUCAUGUACCCGGCAUGGAGCGGUUUCGGCGGGGCGCAGCAGCCGCCACAGCCGCCCUUCGGCCCCCGCGGCGGGCCGCCCCGCGCAGCGCCGCCCGGCGGCGGGUUCGGGGGGUUCGGCGGUUACGGGGCUCCGGCGGCUCCGGCCGCUCAGUCCAACUUCUCCAGCCUGCACGAGCAGCAUCUCCAGCAGAUGCAGCAGCUCCAGCAGCUGCACCAGCGCCAGCUGCAGUCCGUGCUGCACCACGGCUCUGCGGGGUUCGCCCCCGGCCCCGCGUCCGGACCCCCGCCCGGGCCCUGGCAGGGGAACGUCGGCGGAUUCCCCUCCGGACCCGGGAGCGGGAUGCAGGCCGAGGGCAAUGGAUUCAGCGACCCGACCCUCCCUCCACCUCCUCCGCAGGGCAGGGGUCCACCUGAACCCGCGAAACAGCCUGCCGGGGAGACCCCCCAGAAACCCAGCGAGCCGCCCCCGGAGCAGCCGCCGCAGCAACAGCAGCCGCCGCCACCGGAAAAGACCGACCUCUCCUCCAUGUCUCUACAGGAGCAGCAAGAGUACUGGUAUAAACAACACCUCCAGAACCUACAGAAGUUGAAGAAUGAAAAGGCAAGACAGAACCAGAGUGGAGGAGGUGGUCCGAAUGAACAUGCGCAUCCAGCUCCUCCUCCUCCAGCUGAACCUCCAAAGAAUGCACCUCCUCCACCUCCACCCAAAGAAGAGCCACCCCCACCUCCUCCACCCGAGGACAAGCCCGGUAGUGUGUCUGACACUGGAGACCCAGUCGAGGCAGCUCGUCUACAGCAGCUACAAGCAGCAGCAGCUCAGUGGCAGCACGUCCAGCAACAGAGAGCUGGGUACCAGUAUCAGGCAUUGAUGCAGGAACAUGCCCAACUGCAGCAGGUCCUGCAGCAGUACCAGCAGGUCAUUCAACAACCAGCACAUCUACAGACAAUGUCCUUAGACAUGCAGUUACAACACUAUGAGAUGCAACAGCAGCAGUUUACUCCAGUGAUGCAGGAAUGGGACAGACACUUCAAACUGUGGCUUGAGCAGUUUCAGGCAUAUCCCCACAAAGACCAGCUGCAUGAAUAUGAAGGCCAGUGGAGACAAUGGCAGGAGCAAAUGAACACAACUUCAGCACAUCUGCACGAGAGGGUCACUACACUAAGAACCAUGCAGCAACAGUAUAGUGUCAGUGACCCCUAUGGGGCUAUGAUGGGGCCAUAUGGACAGCCUAGGCCUCCUGGACCAGAGGCACACAUGCAGUUGCCUAGCCAGGUCGGCUCCACUAUGUCACCAAAUAAAAUGGAUUCCUCCUCUGGCCCCCGUCUUCAGGGACCGCAAAGCAUGCCAGGCUCAAGUGCACCAGAUUCAGGCCCCGAUGGAGGACCAGAGGGUCUUUCUGAACCAUACAACCCUGCUGGACCUCCUGGACCAAUGAUGAGACAACCUGGUCCUCAUGGGAGGUUUGAAGGGCCUAGAGGUCCAAGGUUUGAAGGACCUCGGGGCCCAAGAUUUGAACCACCACCACCACAACGGUUUGGUGGGCCUCCUAGAUUUGAUGCUGGUCAGCAGUUUGGAAGACCUCCAAGAGGUAAUCAGAUUCGACCAGGGCCUCCAGGAAGAUUUGAGGCUCCUCCAAGGCAGAGUCCACCCUCUCGCUUUGAAAGACCCCCUGGUCCACAUCCUGGGCAGCCUGCUCAACCUGUCCUUGGCUCCCAAAACAAGCCUGGGUCUUUAAAUCAAACUAAAUUGGAGCCAGCUAAACCUGCUGACACACAGGCACCCUCAUCAAAGAGUGGAAUAGCAGGCCACAACGAGAAUAAAACACCUCAAGAUAAAACUCAACAACCUAGUGUUGCCUCUUCUAAGCCUUUGUCUGAUGACGUAAUGGAUUCAAAUGAAGGUUUUUUCAUUCAGAGUGAUCCCAUUCCUCAAACUAGACCAGAUACAAAUAAGAAAGCUGAGGAACCUGCCAAACAGACUGCUAAAACUGAGGAAUUGUCAAAAGAUACUUCUAAAACACCUGUAUCAACAUCAUCUCCUGUUCCACCAAAACCACCCCUGAGUGUACCCAAUAAACCUCCACAAAAUUCAGGUUCAGAAAUGCAGAAACCUAAUAACUCUAGUAAUGGACCUCAACAACGACCAAAUCCCCCUCAACAAGGUCAGUUUAAACCUGAUAUGCCCAACGAGCCUCCUGGUCUCCCACAAGAGAUGAUGCAGCCUGGUCCUCCGCAUGCUAUGCGGGGAAGGGGCAGGGGACAGGGCCCUUUACCAAUGCGAGGAAGAGGUCUUUCGCGAGGUCGUGGUCAUUUUGGUGGACCAAUGGGUCCCCCUCCUGACCCCAAUUUCCAAGAAAAUGUUUCUUACGAUCAUGAACCGCAAAGUGAUGUGCCGGAAGAUUAUACUUGGGGAGACCAGGAACAACAUCAAUCGAUUGAUGGUCAAGGACCCAAUGACAUGUGGCAACCAGAAGACCAUCAUUUUCAAGACGAGUAUUAUGAAGAUGUUGAAGAGCAAGGUCCACCUAGAGGGCCUCCGGAGAGUCAAGAAGAACCCUGGCAGGAGGAACCGCCAGAAUACUGGGAAGAGGGAGAUCCAUACUGGAAUGAGAGGCACCCACCAAUGCAUCACAGGCCCCCAUUUCCUCCUGGAGGACCUAGACGCCCCCCUUUCCAGCCACGCUUUAUGCCUCAUGGCCCACGUCGUCCACCUCCACCAGGCAGUAUGGAACACGGCCCACGCGGACCUCCCCACAUGAAUCGUGAAUUUAUGGGACCUCGAUUCAGGCAUGGUCCUGGUCCUGGUCCCUGGGGGCCUCCGCCACGGCAUGAGAUGAUGGGACGAGGCAUGAGGCGACCACCUCCCCCUCAUGAAGUACUGGAGAGAGAAGCAAUGGGUGCACCAGGUUAUGAUGAAAUGGAAGGGGAGCCUGGUUGGCCUCCUCAUCCUCAUGGCAGAGAACCCAGGCGCCCUCCUAUGCCGCCUCAUGAAAUAAUAGACAGAGGCAUGAGAAGACCACCCAUGCGCCCCCCUCCAGUACCGAGAGAUAGAUGGAGAGGACCACAACCCCCCCACGAAGGCUCUCAGGAAGCCUAUGAGGAAGAAUAUGGCAAUCAGUACGGUCCAGAGGAUGAAGAAUAUCAAAGACCACCACCUGAUUACAGUCGUCGAGAUUACCCCGAGGAUGAGGAGUAUUAUCGCCACCCACGUGAGGAUUGGGAAAGAGAGCGACCAGACCGUGACUUUCCACAGCAUCCUUCGCAUGGCCCACCGGAGCGUUUUAGAGAGGAUUCCUGGCAUGAGGGAAGGGAGAGACCGUUACCAUUUGAGGAUGAGGAUCGAAUUAGAGCAGAACGAAGACCUGGGUAUGCUGAUAGUCCUCCUUAUCGAGACAGAGACAGGGAGCCCCCAUUCCAUUCACGCUCUGAUUGGGAAAGACCUCCACCUCCUCCACUACCAGAAAGGGUAUACCCUCCUCUUGAUGAACCUGGAUCCCUUUAUGAAAGGAACAGAGAGCCUCAUGCUCCUCCAGCUGGCAGUGCUCCUGAUCCACUUGAUCAGUCCUCUCCAGGAGCAGCAAAAGCUGUGCUCGCUCUUUCCCAAAGGCAGCAUGAGAUCAUUCUCAAAGCUGCCCAGGAGCUGAAAAUGAUAAGAGAGCUUCAGGAAAGUAAAAAGACUUUAGGAGAUACGUCAACAGAGUCUACUGGACUGGGAUCUGAGAUGGCUGCUGGUCUGCUGGGAUUAGAAAUCCCCCCUGAGGUUAAAAGUGCGCUUCAGGCUACCAACCUCCUCUCUGAAACUGGGCUGUCUAGAUCCUUGGAAACGGUUACAGAUUUCCUGCACGGCUCCUCAGCACCAGCUUCCACACUCAUUGCUAAAACAGUGGAUUAUGGUCAUGGUCACGAUCUGGGUGCCAAGGUGGAGAGAAUUUCAUAUGGGGAAAGGAUUGUUUUGAGGCCUGAUCCAGUUCCAUCUGAUAGAUAUGAAAAAGAACCUCUUGGACGUCGCGACCCAUACUACGAUAGAAGAAGUGAUGCCUAUGCGGACCCGCGAGAUUAUGGAAGAGAAUGGGACAGGGAAAGAGAGAGAGAGAGAGAAAGAGAAAGGGACAUUGUCCGAGAGAGGCCCCCUGGAGAUUAUGACCGAGAACGAUAUGAAAGGGAACGAUAUGAAAGAGAACGCAGCUCCCGAGAUGAGAGGCCUCCUUCAGGCCCUUCUCGUACAGGAUACAGGGAACGAGAGCGAGAUCUGCGAGAACACCCGGGGCGCAGUAGCCGGGAUCGGGAGCUUUAUAGCAGGCCAGGCUAUGAGAGGUCUUCAUAUGAAAGAAGCCUCGAGCGCUAUGACCAUGGACCUUCUGGCUAUGGAAGUGACAGGCGGAGUUAUCCUGAUGAACGGCCUCCGCCAGCAGCGCCCCUACCUGCUCCACCUCCCGUUCCACAGAGAGUGGAGAAGAAACCAGAGACCAAAAAUGUGGAAGACAUUUUAAAACCUCCUGGUCGAUCAAAUCGUCCAGACAGGGUUGUGAUUAUAAUGCGAGGCCUUCCAGGAAGUGGCAAAAGUCAUCUUGCUAAACUUAUCCGGGAUAAAGAGGUGGAGUACGGUGGUGCUCCCCCACGAGUGCUCGGCCUGGACGACUAUUUCAUGACUGAAGUUGAAAAAGAAGAACGGGACCCUGAUACAGGGAAACGUGUGAAGACCAAGGUUCUUGAAUACGAGUAUGAGCCAGAAAUGGAGGAUACAUACAGAAGCAGCAUGCUGAAAACUUUCAAGAAAACUCUGGAUGACGGUUUCUUUCCCUUCAUUAUCCUUGAUGCCAUAAAUGACAGAGUCAAAUAUUUUGAUCAGUUCUGGAGCGCUGCAAAGACCAAGGGUUUUGAGGUGUACGUGGCAGAAAUCUCUGCUGACCAUCAGGUGUGUUCUAAGAGAAACAUCCACGGACGGAAGCUAAAGGAUAUCACAAAGCUGGCAAAUGGCUGGGAGUCUGCACCUGUACACAUGAUCCGGCUGGACAUCCGCUCUUUACUGCAGGAUGCUGCGAUCGAAGAGGUGGAAAUGGAGGACUUCAACCCAUCAGAGCUGGAGGCCCAGGCCGGUGAGAAGAAGGAGGAUGAGGAGGAGUUUGAUAUGAUCACCAUGACCAGGUUUUUGGGAGGGGGAGAAGUGACAGGAGACCUAAAGCCUACGUUCACACAGCAGGGGUACCUUCCAAAAAGCAAAUGGGAGAUGGACACAUCCGAAGCUAAGCUCGACAAGCUGGAUGGUCUUGCUGGUGGAGGCAAAAGAAAGCGGGAUACAGACGUUUCGGGAAUCGAGGAUUUCCUUCAGCUUCCGGAUGACUACGCCAGUCGUAUGUCAGAGCCUGGCAAAAAGAGGGUGCGCUGGGCGGACCUGGAAGAGCAGAAGGACGCUGACAGGAAGCGCGCAAUUGGGUUUGUAGUGGGUCAGACAGACUGGGAGAAAAUCACGGAUGAAACAGGCCAGCUGGCUCAGAGAGCACUCAAUCGGACAAAGUACUUUUAGCAGUGGUGUGUUUUUUAUUACCCAAAAGGCUUCAGCUGGAGAAGUGAUGAGUUCCUGUUCUGUACAGCACCGCUGAGGUGAAAGAUGAAGAAAAACUCUGUCCAGCAGAAGCCUUUGGAGCAUAGUAAUGAGUCUAGUGUCUGCACUAGCUUUGGUAAAAUAUCCUGAAAUGUAUUAAGUCUGUAGUCUUAGCCUGGAUCUCAUAUUUUAGUUACUUUUUAUGCUUCUGUGUUGGUUCCUGCAGCGGUUAUGAUUUGAUCGUAGUUGAUAAACUGUUGGGCCUUUUUUUUUUAUUAAAUAUAUUCUACAGAAUACAUGUUUUCUUCUUUAAAACUGUACUGUAAGGUCACAAAUAUCACCAAUAAAUGUCACAUUAAACAGUCUUUAAAACAGCCUGCAUGAUGUUACUGGCUAAA